AGAUUUUAUGUUUUGGACUGAAUGCUUUCAAAAACAUUAUGAAAAUUUCCGUCGAAACUGAUUUGCGGUUAGCACACAAAAACACAUCAUCCUUAUUCUGACAGCGCAUUUCGGAGGCAAGGAAGAACUUUCACUCCUUUCGAACAAACUGGAAGAUUCCAGGUAGCAAAAAGUAGAGCAAAUAAAUAGAACCGACGCUUGGAGAUUCAUUCAUACUUAGUACUCGGCUGCACAUACAAGAACAGCUGAAGACUGUCAAAAAAUAGCAAACCAAAGAAAAUCGAAAUUAUUGUGAGAAAUCGUUCGCUCGCUCAUAUUGGAAAAAGAAAAGCAAUGGGUAUCUUUAACAACUUCAAAUAUACAUGCAUAAUAUGUGUGGUGUUCAUGAACAAGAAUGUGCAUAGUAAAACAGAGAACAAGACUACUAACAAUAAACCAGUCCUCAAGCAAGAAGUUGUCUCAAUUUAUAAUGAAAACUUCACUGACAUUCCCAAGGACAGGGAGCCAUAUUAUGUUAAAGUUCAACGAUGUAUCAUCGAUAAAGAUAAUGUUCCUACAUGUUCAUUAUGUUGGCCCCAACCUAUGACAUUGACAGAAGUCGAGAUUGUCGUUCCUGAUUUAAAAAACUACACAAAAUUUUAUAAAUAUAUUGUAUAUAAUCACACUUCUUGUUACUGGGAAAAGACCUUAACAGUUUUGAACUUUAAUCUACACAUGACUCUAUCUUCAAACGAAAUUAACGAAACAGAAUUUACAACAAAAGUAAAAUACAAUCCACCAAACGUGAGAACAUGUAAUGACUAUUGCAAGCAUCCACAACCUCGUUUUCAUCUGCACAGUGAAUAUACAAAGGUUCUUUUAAUAUCUCUUUAUCCCAUUCACUCAAUGCUUGCCUGGUUGCAAAGCAACAGAGAAAAUGAAGAUUGUCAAAAAAAAAACCCUCGAUGGUUCAUUCUCGUUUGAAGUCAUUAAAGAACAUAUAUCUUGCAGUCUCUGGAACAAUAAAGUCCAUAAAAGUAGCAUACGCAGUGAUCCAGAAAGUCGACCCCAGGUGCUAAAUAAAGGGUUAUUUGUUUACAUCACAUCACCUAAAUUGAUGUUAGUUGCCUUCAUUCUCUCGACUGUCCUCAUCUCAAUACUCAUUCUGGACUGUAAUCUGUGUCAUCGUAAGAAAGGAAUAAUGUAUUCGAUAAAGAGUUGUGGAAAGAAUGAAGAGUGUAAAGACUGCGUAAGAAGACAGCAGACUAUGAUAGAAAUGGUUUAA
Xenia sp. Carnegie-2017 is the source of this 1264-nucleotide messenger RNA. RefSeq lists its product as uncharacterized. The coding region runs from base 334 to 963 and encodes 209 amino acids. The record is from RefSeq and is a predicted model, not a curated record. Lineage: Eukaryota; Metazoa; Cnidaria; Anthozoa; Malacalcyonacea; Xeniidae. The transcript has 5 exons.